This is a messenger RNA of Tupaia belangeri chinensis (Chinese tree shrew), 357 nucleotides long. RefSeq names its product cytochrome c oxidase assembly factor 4 homolog, mitochondrial-like. The coding region runs from base 1 to 357 and encodes 118 amino acids. The transcript has a single exon. The record is from RefSeq and is a predicted model, not a curated record. Gene Ontology annotation, cellular component: mitochondrial intermembrane space. Gene Ontology annotation, biological process: mitochondrial respiratory chain complex IV assembly. NCBI's taxonomy places the organism in Eukaryota, Metazoa, Chordata, Mammalia, Scandentia, Tupaiidae.
AUGUCAGCCUCAGCCCCUCAGGGCCAUCCAUGGGCCCGACAGGUGAAGAAGGAAGAUGAGGAAGAGGGCCUGCUGGCCCAGCUCAUCUCCCGCUCCGGCUGUGCUGUCUCCCACUUUGCAAUGCACCAAGACGGGCAGCGGUGCUGGCCACAGGUGCGGGCCUCCAGAGACUGCGUGAGUGAACGGCAGGCAAGACGGCGAGACGAACUACAGAGGAGGAAAGAGCCAGCCAGUGCCCGCCGCGACAACCCCCAACCUCCUGUCCCUGGAGGAUGGUCCCACAGAACCCAGCACGCAGAGCAAUGGGGAAAGAAAUCCUGCAUGGUGGAAAUGCGGACCAGGAGGUAUAAAACUUGA